This is a messenger RNA of Aspergillus calidoustus, 2136 nucleotides long. Lineage: Eukaryota; Fungi; Ascomycota; Eurotiomycetes; Eurotiales; Aspergillaceae. The record is from the annotation of a GenBank genome assembly.
CGACAUCAAAUUUUAUCCUCUUCUCUUCCUCACUGAAGCAUCACGGAAACGAUACCAUUAUCUACCAUCUUGACCUGACCACGCUCGAGAGAGCUUAUCAGUGUCUCCAAUUGCACACUGAUAAGGAACGAGAUGUCUGAGAUCUGAGGAAUUUAUUACCCUCUGCAGUUAGUCGUUGGAGAUUGCCUCUUAUAGCCAAUGCAUCAUUGGCGAUCAGAGUUUAUCUAUUGCAUUCGGCUUCUUCAACCACGUCAGCUUCGCUGCAGAGCUCGGCCGAUGUGAUCCUCCGAUGACACAUUGCAAGCCAUUUCCGACAUUUAAACCUCACCCCACCGCCUGAGAAGAAAAUUGUAAGCAAGGAGUGCUGCCAAUGACUCAUACUAAUGUCUCUUCAUUUCAUAAGUAGCGGAAAUCGUCUCUGAUCAUACAUGUGGUCAGCACAGAGGGAUUCCUACCGCUGGCUGUGCAGGCGCUGAUCCCCGCAUCCUGCUUCCAACAAAUGGCACUCGCAACUUUGAUCGCUCUCCUGCUUGGAGGCCUUCUCUCCCGAUGUCUCUACCGACUGUAUUUCCACCCUCUCUCAAGAGUCCCCGGACCAAAGCUUGCCGCGUGCACCUCCCUCUGGCUCGCCUACCACACCUACAUCGGAGACGAAUGCACUGUGAUAUUCGGGUUGCACAAGAAAUACGGGUCUGUGCUCCGCGUUGCCCCCAACGACAUUGAUAUUGCCAGCGGAGACGCGAUUGAACCAAUAUACCUAAGUCGUGGCGGCUUCCCCAAGACCUCUGUUUACUCAAAGUUCGACAUUGAAGGCCACACGACGAUAUUCUCAACCCUAACCCUACCCGAGCGGGCAAACCGCGCGAAGGCAGUGGCACCGUUGUUCUCGACCGCGUCGAUCCGCGACUCCCAGGAUGCAUUGAACGGUGUGGUCAGUGAUUUCGUCGAGCGAAUCCGCCGCGAUGCAAAAUCCGGCCAGCCAGUGAACGUGCUUCAGAUCGCACGAGCUUUGGCGAUUGAUGCUGUGACGCUGUACUUGUUCCAGGAAAGAUAUGGCGCUUUAGAUGAGAAGGUGAAUGUCAUGUCUGCGUCGCCGUUUGUCGAUGCGUAUGUCGGGGUUGGCGCCUUUUUCAACUUCACUUGCGGUAGACUAGGCGAAUACCUGGUAGGUCUCGCUGAGCAUCUUACUCAAGGGUCGGAGACGGCCAAGUCAUUUAUCGCCAUAGACGAGUACACCCGCCGGUUGGUGAAGAGCUCUGCCCCCAAGAGUGGCAGCUACCAGAGUCGAUUGCUCGAACGGGUGUCAGAAUCUCAGUCGCAGAUUGAGGUAAAAGAUGUCUGCUUCGCGGGCACAGAUUCAACGGGCAUGAACACUGCCAUGAUCAUGUGGUAUUUGGCCAAAUACCCUCAAAUUUAUAACCGGCUCCGCGCUUCCCUCGAAGCUACUAAAGCCUCCAAUCUCUCCCCAAUCACAGAUCCUUACCUCCGCGGCGUAGUCCGCGAAGGCCUGCGCCUCUCCUGGGCAAAUCCCAUCCGUCUCCCGCGCUCCGUCCCCGCACACGGCUGGCAGUACAGAUCAUACUUCUUCCCACCCGGCACAAGCGUCGGCGUUGCCGCAUUCCAGCUACACCAGGACGAGUCCGUCUUCGCUGACCCGCAAGAAUUCAGGCCCGAGCGGUGGCUGAACCCUACGGAUGAGAUGCUGAACAACUUCUUCGCAUUCGGGAAGGGGACGAGGGCAUGCAUUGCGCAGAAUUUAGGGACCAUGGAGGUUACCUUGGCGAUACUGGCUGUUGCAACGGCGGAUUUGCUGGCGGGAGCUAGGGCUAUUGGGGAUAGGAUUGAGAUCGCAGAGUGGUUCAAUUCGAGGGUUAAGGGGGAGGAGAUACUUAUCCAGUGGGAUAGCAAGCAAUAAGCAAAAAGGAGAUAUACCUGGACUUCCAUAAUCGUGCUAUGAGUCUAUAUAUAAGUCCACAAAAGCGGUCCUCAGGAAUUGUGGAUACGGAUAGCAAGACCGAAAAGGAUACCCGCUUUCCCAACACAAGGAUGAGCUUUCCUCAAACAGAGUAGGAAGGGCCGGCGGCGGUCGCUCUUGCCUCACUCGAUGAUAAUUAUAGAGGGAAGGAACAACCCAAG